GCAUGCGUGCAGGCGCUAGCGACGACGGCGGCGGGGGAGUCUCGGGGAUGACAGUGGCUUUGCCCGUUGGGGUAACGGUCGUCGUCGCCGGCAGGGCCUGAGGCGCCGCACACUCCGCGGGAUUUAUUAAGGCCGCAGCAGCCCGGGCCCUACCGAGUUAGAGUGGCGCGUGGAGUCAGGUCUCAGGGACGGAGGAGGGGCGCCAAGGCCCUAUGUGUGGGAGGAUUGCUUCAGCUCCACAAACUUGCACGGAUUUUGGUUACUACUUUGGCCAGUGGUUCUUCUCUGAUUUCCUCCGAUUUGUUGCAAAUUCGCCAUUGUUCCCUGGCUGCUUACAAAGUUGGAUCCGGAAUUUCUUUUCAACCGGGAGCCAACGGUGUCGAAGUGUCUGCAAUGAACCCCGUGAAUGCUACUGCUCUCUACAUUUCCGCGAGCCGCCUAGUGCUCAACUACGACCCCGGAGACCCCAAGGCGUUUACAGAGAUUAACAGGCUCUUGCCUUACUUCCGACAGUCCCUCUCUUGCUGUGUUUGCGGACAUUUGCUACAAGAUCCUAUUGCACCCACCAACUCCACCUGCCAGCAUUAUGUCUGCAAACCUUGCAAAGGCAAGAAAAUGAUGAUGAAACCUUCAUGUAGCUGGUGCAAAGACUAUGAGCAAUUUGAGGAAAACAAGCAGUUAAGCAUCCUAGUGAACUGCUACAAAAAACUAUGUGAAUAUAUCACACAGACUACAUUGGCACGGGAUAUAAUAGAAGCAGUCGACUGUUCUUCUGAUAUUUUGGCUUUGCUUAAUGAUGGAUCAUUGUUUUGUGAGGAGACGGAAAAACCCUCAGAUUCAUCCUUUACUUUGUGUUUAACACAUUCCCCUUUACCUUCAACCUCAGAACCCACAACUGAUCCUCAAGCUAGUUUAUCUCCAAUAUCUGAAAGCACCCUCAGCAUUGCUAUUGGCAGUUCUGUUAUCAAUGGUUUGCCUACUUAUAAUGGGCUUUCAAUAGAUAGAUUUGGUAUAAAUAUUCCUUCACCUGAACAUUCAAACACAAUUGAUGUAUGUAACACUGUUGACAUAAAGACUGAGGAUCUGUCUGACAGCUUGCCACCUGUCUGUGACACAGUAGCCACUGACUUAUGCUCCACAGGCAUUGAUAUCUGCAGUUUCAGUGAAGAUAUAAAACCUGGUGACUCUCUGUUACUGAGUGUUGAGGAAGUGCUCCGCAGCUUAGAAACUGUUUCAAAUACAGAGGUUUGUUGCCCUAAUUUGCAGCCCAACUUGGAAGCCACUGUAUCCAAUGGACCUUUUCUGCAGCUUUCUUCCCAGUCUCUUAGCCAUAAUGUUUUUAUGUCCACCAGUCCUGCACUUCAUGGGUUAUCAUGUACAGCAGCAACUCCGAAAGUAGCAAAAUUGAAUAGAAAACGAUCCAGAUCAGAAAGUGACAGUGAGAAAGUUCAGCCACUUCCAAUUUCUACCAUUAUCCGAGGCCCAACGUUGGGGGCAUCUGCCCCUGUGACAGUGAAACGGGAGAGCAAAAUUUCUCUUCAACCUAUAGCAACUGUUCCCAAUGGAGGCACAACACCCAAAAUCAGCAAAACUGUACUUUUAUCUACUAAAAGCAUGAAAAAGAGUCAUGAACAUGGAUCCAAGAAAUCUCACUCUAAAACCAAGCCAGGUAUUCUUAAAAAAGACAAAACCGUAAAGGAAAAGAUUCCUAGUCACCAUUUUAUGCCAGGAAGUCCUACCAAGACUGUGUAUAAAAAACCCCAGGAAAAGAAAGGUUGUAAAUGUGGGCGUGCUACUCAAAAUCCAAGUGUUCUUACAUGCCGCGGCCAACGCUGCCCUUGCUACUCUAACCGCAAAGCCUGCUUAGAUUGUAUAUGUCGUGGCUGCCAAAACUCCUAUAUGGCCAAUGGGGAGAAGAAGCUGGAGGCAUUUGCUGUGCCGGAAAAGGCCUUGGAGCAGACCAGGCUCACUUUGGGCAUUAAUGUGACUAGCAUUGCUGUGCGCAAUGCUAGUACCAGCACCAGUGUAAUUAAUGUCACAGGGUCCCCAGUAACAACGUUUUUAGCUGCCAGUACACAUGAUGAUAAAAGUUUGGAUGAAGCUAUAGACAUGAGAUUCGACUGUUAAAUCAGUGGGUCUUUAAACCUACCUCUGGUAGGGAAAUAGCUACAGUUUUACGGCAGCUAUGGUUCUGUUGGUUUAACUUGCCGGAGCUCCUGCAUAUAGAUCACUUGUAUCAAGUGUUUUCAUUGCUAAGUUAUAUGUGUUAGUGUCGGGGAAAUAGUUUGCAGAUAAUGGAGGAGUAACCCUACAACUAUAUGUCCUUAGUUCUUACAGAACCUCAUAGUUUGAGAACAAAUGCUGAUGCAACUGAUUUAUACAAAAUGAACUUUGGCAAGGAAAAUAACAUUAACCUCAUUGUUUAUGGUCAUGCUUUGUGCAUAAUCAAAGUUUAUGAUUAAAUGUAAGGAAGUGGUAUCUAGUCAGUCCAUAAAGAUUGUGCUAAUUUUUUGUGAAAAAGUAGCCAUUAGUUCAGGGGACUCAGUGCCGCCUUCAGAUGCCAUUGAUGCUUCUCCUGUUGAAAAGCUGAUGUGUCUGGCUCAACCUUUGUGCUGACAUAAUACCAUUUCUGAUCAUGAAAAUUGGCUACUGGUGUAUGUAGCAGUUCUUAAAUCAGCAGUAUUAUGAAAGAAAAUUUGCCCCUCAUUAGAAUGUUGAAAUCUGUCUUUUAAAAAGUGAACAAACUGAAAUUCUGUCAAGAUGCAGAUGUUUAGCUGUUUAUGACCAUUCUGAGUUUGAAUAACUUUUAUAGUUAGUCUGACUCAUUUCUAGGGAAAAAAUUUUGAAAUCCUUCACUUUUAGCAGUGUUCUAAUUAGAUAAAUGAAGUGGAGAAGAGCAGUUUUAUUCUGAAGGUAAUUGAAUUUAGACUAUAGGAUGUGACAGAAUUUUAAAAAAAUAAUUUUUAUUUAGAAAUUGGGAUUUAUUUAAAAUAAUUUUGAAAUAAUGCCCCAAAACUUACCCAGGUUUAUGCAUUAUAUUUAUUGCUAUUGGCCACUUAUUUGAUUUUUUGUUGUUGUUGUUUGUUUCCUCUAAUAGUUUCAGACUUUAUUUUGAAUAUGCUCCUUUUCUCUUUUUUGGGGUGCUAUUCAUUAUGAAGGCUUCUUUAUAGAGGCCAAGUAAAAAAUGCAUUUUUAUGAAGCCUGUGCAUUUAGGUAGGUUUGAAGCUAGGAGGAUUUUCUUUAGAAUGCUCUUUUGCAUGUAAAGCACAAACUAUGUUUCAGUUUAAAUGCAUGUCUUCCCUUUAAUUUUUAUGGGGAAGACAGGUGAGUCACAAACAUUCUGUUGAAGGGAAAUCUAGUCAGUUGCUUGAAAGAGCACAGCCCAAAUAAAACAAGGACUGACUAGGUUGUAAAGAAAUGACCUUAUGAUUUAAAAGAAGAAUUGCUGCUUUGACAGUGCUUAAAGAAAAAUACUGCUGGAAAAUUUCUAAUUUCUACUACGUUCACCAUCUCUCAUGAGAUCUGACAUAUGUUGAAGUUUAUGUUUUGAUUUGGCACACAGCAUGUUCAAUGAUGGUUAUUCACUUAGUACAAGACAUGGAGAAGAAACCUUUGGACACAGAGCAGAUGACACCUCCUUCUGUUUUGUAGUGUAUCCUGGUGUCAUUUUCUGUGAAUGUGGUCAGGUAGAAUUGUUUUUGUUGUUGGGCUUUCUUUUUUUUU
This is a messenger RNA of Neomonachus schauinslandi (Hawaiian monk seal), 3723 nucleotides long. RefSeq names its product MSL complex subunit 2 (gene MSL2). Gene Ontology annotation, molecular function: ubiquitin protein ligase activity. Gene Ontology annotation, cellular component: MSL complex. NCBI's taxonomy places the organism in Eukaryota, Metazoa, Chordata, Mammalia, Carnivora, Phocidae. The record is from RefSeq and is a predicted model, not a curated record. Bases 394 to 2127 code for a protein of 577 amino acids. The transcript has 3 exons.